AUAAAAUAAUAAGUGCGUUAAUAUCAAUUGUCCACACUUUUAAUAUGUUAAUGUUUAAGAUUACACCAACAUAAACAAUAAUAUUGGUAUUAAAAAAUAUAAACAUUUAUUUUUAGUAUGUAGUUAAACAUUACUUUUAAACUUAAUUAAACGUGAUGGGUGUUUGUUGUUGCAAGAAAAAGAAUGAAGAUCAAGAAAGUUAUACACAAGAGACAACCCCAAUACAAAAUGUGAAUGUUCGAACCACAGUGUUUUUUCCACCAAGCCCUGCAUACAUUAAAGUACCAGAAGCUGUUUAUGUAGAUAGACUUGUGUUAGACACACUAGGAGUUAUUGCAACAUUGGUUGACAAUGAACAAGAACCUCCUAGUUCAAUGGUAAUAUUGCAUAACAUUGCUGACAAUGAAGAAGGCUGGAUUCAAGUUGUAAAUUCAAUGAUAAAUGUAAUUCCUCUGUCAGAUCCUCUUGGUCCAUCAGUUAUUACGUUGUUACUAGAUGAUUGCCCUCUUCCGUCCAAGGAAUCAGUUUAUUUGGUAGUAAAUAAGCUUAAUUUGUCAAAAGAAACUGCAAUAUUAGGAAGACAAUGUCCCACAAAACAGAGAAAUAUAUGUGUAGUUUUGGGAUGUAUAGCAGAAAAAUUAGCUGGACCUAGAAAUCUAGAUAUUUUAAAUGAAGCUACAAUUGAAUAUUUACUGACGAAUUUGGAUCCUGAAACUGACCCAAAUGUUAUAUUAUUUUCGUUAAUAGCUCUUGAGAAAUUUGCACAGACCAGCCUUAACAAAAAUACGAUUCUAAAGAAACUUGAAACUGUCAAACCAUGUCCCAUUGCUGGUUUGGAGCCAUGGAAAGAAGAAAAACAUCAUGUAAAACGCCAAGCAGGAUUUUGUUCACAAUGGAUAUUGGAUAACUUGUUUGUUGUGGAUAACAGAAAUUACUCAUAUUUACAAGUGAGUAUGGACAAAAUAAAUGCCAUGUUAAAUACAUGUGAUGUAAGUGAGUAUUUGAAAAUAUCUCCAGAUGGUCUUGAAGCUAGAUGUGAUGCCUACUCUUUUGAAAGUGUCAGGUGCACUGCUCAAGCUGAUACAGGGGUUUGGUAUUAUGAAGUACACAUUAUUACUCCUGGUGUUAUGCAAAUAGGAUGGGCUACAAAAAAUAGUAAUUUUCUUAAUCAUGAAGGAUAUGGAAUUGGUGAUGACAAAUAUUCCUUAGCUUAUGACGGUUGCAGAAAAUUGAUUUGGCAUAAUGCUAAAUCAGAACCACAAGAUUUACCAAGAUGGGAAUCGGGUGAUGUUUUGGGUUGUUUAAUUGAUUUGGAUAAUCAUCAAAUUGUAUUCUCUGUAAAUGGAUUGAGUUUACCACCAAAUAUAGAUGUGUUCAAUCAUGCCAGCUCGGGGUUUUUCGCCGCGGCUAGUUUCAUGUCAUUUCAACAAUGUAGAUUUAAUUUUGGUGCUGAGCCCUUCAAGCAUGCGCCUAAAAGAGUUUACUCCACGUUUAACGAAUGUGGAACGCUUAAACGAGAAGAUAAAAUUGUACUUCCUAGGCAUAUUCUGUUAAAUCAGCUUAGACAACAAAAUAUCGGCGAAGAUAGUUGUACUCUUUGUUAUGAUCAAAAGGCUUCUAUACGACUGAUACCUUGUGAACAUUCUGGUUUCUGCGAAUCUUGCGCCAAUCAACUGACCGAAUGUCCCAUGUGUAGAGCACCGUUUCGAUUUGUCGAAAAAUGUCUGGAGCCAUCAUCUUGACAUAUAAUACCAACUUAAAACAUUCUAAUCAUUUUUAUUUAUAAGAAUAAUCUACUUCUUAAUUUUAAACGGGUAUUUCAAUUUUUAAUGUUAAAGGUACAAUAAAAUUAUAAUAAGCUUAUAUCAUUCCGAGUAACAAUUCUAACAAUAUAUUAGAUACCUCUUUUUGGAGCAUCCUUAUGCUUAACGUAUUACAAAGCUCUUUUUUGCAUUUGUUUUUAAUUGAAUUU
Brassicogethes aeneus is the source of this 1972-nucleotide messenger RNA. NCBI's taxonomy places the organism in Eukaryota, Metazoa, Arthropoda, Insecta, Coleoptera, Nitidulidae. The record is from the annotation of a GenBank genome assembly.